AUGAGUGAAAACUCUUCAUCGUUGGAUUUGAAUAAACUAUGGGUCGAAUACAAAAACCGCGAUGGCCGUAUCUAUUAUUAUAAUGCGAAAACUCGCCAGUCGACAUGGACGAAGCCAGAAGGGCAACGAGUUAUGUCGCAAGAUGAACUCGAUCAAUUACUGGCAAAUCAAACAGAAACUUCAACGAAAAUUGCAUCGCCUUCGGAAGAAACAGAUAUAAGUGAUAAACCAUCAACAGCAAUCGAAGAAAUGAAAUUACAGCCAGCUGAGCAACCGCCAAGUAAUUUCAACCCAUAUGCAUAUCCACCGCCUUCACUAGGAAUGCCAUUCGGAGCACUUCCACCACAUCUAUUGCCACAUAUGGCUCAAAUGAUGCAAAAUGGUUUUCCGAGUUUCAGUUCGAUUCCACCACCAGCACAUUUACUAAGGUUUAUGAUGCCACCAUUUCUGAAUCCACAGGCAGCAGCAACCGGUAAAAACCUAGAAACACUUCAGACAGAACUACGCAAAUUACGCGUCAAAUUGAAAGAAGUAGAAGAGAAGAUGGAGAAAAUCAAUAAUGAAGCAUCCGUUUGGUCAGAAUUCAAGAAUGCCGAAGGGCGAGCUUAUUUUUAUAAUACAAAAACAACCGAGUCAACAUGGGAUAAACCGAUUGUUCUCAAUGAUGUGAUUGAUUUCCAAAAUCAACUUGAACAUAUUAACAAAACCAUUCAUGAGUCAGAAAAAGAAGUUAAACGACUUGAAAGUGAACAAAGUCAGGUGUCAAACGCAGCACUGACGACGAGUACCAGUGAUAAAUCACAACAACCACAAGCAGCUCCAAUACCUACAUUUCUAAAUGGUUUCACAUUAGAAAAAUUGGAUAACAAUGAAGCACGACGUUUCGGUGAAUCACCAUUACUGGUAGAUCGCAAUCAAUUAGAUGAUAAAUCCAAAGGCAAAUCCAGACCGAGUGCAACGAAACCGAUUCCUGGUACUCCAUGGUGUAUCGUAUGGACAACCGAUCAACAAGUCUUUUUCUUCAAUCCAACUUCGCGCACAUCAUUGUGGGAUCGACCGGAAGAACUGAAAGGCCGAAUGGACGUCGAUGAAAUGAUUCGCGCAGCCUUGUCUCAGCAGGAGUCAGCUGAAAGCACUCGUACAGCAACAUCAACCAAGCAAAAAUUAGAUUCGAUUUCCGAUGACACCGAACAUGAAGCCAAGAAAAUUAAAUCAGACACAAUCCCUACACUGAACACUUCAAGUAGUAAUGAAACCAUCAAUAAUGAAGAUGCCGAAGCUAAAGCAACUAAAUUACGCGAAUCACUUUCAUCCGAAGCACGCAUUAAACAAUUUCGCGAAAUGCUCGCUGAAAAACAAGUCAGUGCAUUUGCGACAUGGGAACAGGAACUGAACAAGAUCAGUUCCGAUCCACGGUAUCUAUUAUUGACAGCGAAAGAGCGCAAACAAGAAUACGAUCGUUACACACAUGAACGUGCUAAUGAAGAACGACGAGAAAUCGAAGCGAAAUUGAAAUUAAAAAAGCAACAGUUCCGUGAUCUACUAAAAGAAUCGAAUGUUUCAACUAAAACAACGUUUACUGAAUUCUCAUCGAAGCACAGUAAAGAUGAACGAUUUCGUGCAAUCGAAAAAAUCCGUGAUCGAGAAGCGUAUUUUCAUGAGUAUGUCCAAGAACUAAAAGUUCAAGAAAAAGAAGGUUCGCAUCGACCAAACGACAAAGAAAAAUUAAAAAAAGACUAUUUCGCUUUAUUGAAAGAAUCCAAUGUAAAUCGAAAUUCCGACUGGUCUGAUAUCAAACACUCGUGUGAUCAUGAUCUACGUUACAAAGCUGUUCAUUCCAGUUCUCGACGUGAAGAUUGGUUUCGUGAAUAUCAAUCCAAACACCUCGAUGAAACGAAUCCGGCACCCACUGAAACAACCGAAGAAGAUCUCGAACGACAACGUGAAAAAGAAAGACAAGAACGUAUUGAUGCCAGCAUAAAAAAACGUGCUGAAGAAGUGAAAGAGCAGUUAUCAGGUGUUCAUCGCGAAUUAGACAAAGAACGUGAACAACUGAAGAAGGACAAAGCGACGGAAAAUUUCAAAGCUCUAUUAACUGAUAUGGUUCGCACAGCAGAUGCUGAAUGGAAAGAAACGAAGAAAACUUUACGAAAAGAUCCGCGAUGGGAGCAGGAUCUCGAUCGAGAUGAGAAAGAGCAGCUUUUCCAAGAACAUGUGAAUGCAUUGGUAAAUAAACGAACAUUAGCAUUUCAUACACUGCUAAGUGAACAUUGUACAUUGACAUCCACAUGGAAAGAAGUGAAGAAAGUCAUCAAAUCCGAUCCACGGUAUGAAAAAAUCGUCUCCAAUGAACGAAAACGUGAUUUAGAAAAGGAAUUCGAAGAAUAUAUCAAGAAAAAAUAUCAUGAAGCCAAACAAGAAUUUCAAGAAUUAUUGAAAGAAACGAAAAUAAUCACUUACAAAUCAUAUCAAAUAAUUCGAGAAUCAGAAGAACAAAAUCAUCUACGUGAUAUCGAAAAGAUUCUCCAGAAAGAUCAGCGAUACUUUCUGUUAGACUCCGAGCCCGAAGAACGCUCGAGAAUUCUGAUGAAUUACAUUCGUGAACUUGAUAAACGCGGCACACCACCUCCGCCAACAGCGACAGUCGAUCGACGUAAACUUUGA
Adineta ricciae is the source of this 2664-nucleotide messenger RNA. NCBI's taxonomy places the organism in Eukaryota, Metazoa, Rotifera, Eurotatoria, Adinetida, Adinetidae. The record is from the annotation of a GenBank genome assembly.